AUAGCCAUGCGUAGAUAUUGAUAAUACCACACAAGUUAACAUGAUUACAGCGGAGGUCUCGUGAAACCUAUUUAUAGAACCAGAUAAGACUGAAGGCCAGCAUACGUCUCUCGGAACUGAAACCGAAACUAGGGUUUUCCGUCAGUGUUGUCCAUAUUUCAAAUCUGACAGGGCGUUUUUCAAGAAGAAAUCAACGACGAAUAUCCGACUUCUACGCGUCUUUGCAGAAUCCAAAAUACCAUUCUACGAUAGUGGAAACGAAAGAAGAUUUACCAUUCCAUUCAUAAAGUAUCCAAGACUUGUGAAAUUUGAAGAAUGAACAUGGAUUUGUCUUGGUCGCAUCACCUCAAAACUGAUGCACCCACUUUAGUGAAGAAUGUAAGAAGCGAGGUGAAAAAGCACAUGGACUUUAUUACGUCAAAUAUGGGUAAACUUGAUAAUGUGAGUCGUGCAUUAAAUGAAGGUCACAGAAUGCUCGGAAAUAUUUUAUGCCAAAAGUGCCUUGGUGCUGUCAAAUCUAAAAGGAUAGAAAUGCAGUCUAAAAACGAGACAUCACACAAAAAGAAGAAACUUAUGAAAUUGUCUCCAGAAUGUCAACAGGUUGUGAACGAGAUAACCAACGUUUUCAUGAAACUGGAACGUUCUCAAUCUGAGAACCGAGGCAACGAGGAGUAUUGUACGCUGGAGGAGUACUACCAGCAGGAAAUGGUAGAAAUGGAAAACAUGCAUAUUGAAAAGAUACUAAAUAUACACGACGAAAUGAGAGAAAAGGAAAAUGAAUACAAGAAGGAUAUCAAAGACAAAGAGGCUGAAGUGCGUAAUGUAAGAAAACAAUUAGAGGAUAUGACAACUGAAAGGGACGAUGGCAAACGUAGAAAUGAUGCUAUGUCGAAAAAGCUCCAGUCAUAUGACAAGACUGAAAGCGAGUUGCGUGAGCUUAAAAACGAGCACAAACGACUUAAAGAGGACCUGGAUAGGAAGGAAUGCAAUAUUAAAAAACAAAAGAGAGAACUAGACACGAAGGAGGAAGACAUUAGGAGAUAUCGACCAUCGUCUUCAGGUUAUAUAACGGGAUCAUUUGCUGGAAACAAGGAAUUAGCAAGAUUGAAGGAAGAACUGAAUUCUAGUGACAAAGAAUUACAAACAUUAAGGAAAGAAAACGAAAACCUGAAAUUGGAAAGAGGUGAUUUAUUACAACAGAAUGGAAAGCUACAAGACGAAAAAUACUCUUUGAAGGAGACAAUAGAUUCCAGAGAUGAAGAACUACAAAAAUCAAGGAGAGACAAUGAAAACCUGAAAUUGGAGCAAAUUGAAUUGAUUGGAAGCCUACAAGACGAAAAGCGUUCUUUGAAGGAAAAGCUAGGGGGAACAGUUGAUGAACUAAACUCCAGGAAAUCACAACUCGAAGUUCUGCUUAAAGCAAAGAGGAAACAAAUAGUUAUGGGACUAUGGAAAGAGCGCAGUGGAAUGGGUAAAACUAUGGUGGACAUAAUCACCAAGGAGUUGAUUAGAAGCGUGGGAGGACAACUCGGCAGAGACAACAUCGAUCUGACCAUACGACCCUGUAAGACAACGUCAGAUAUCUCUGGCGCACCACUGCUGGUGCUAUGUCUUAACAUGUCAAGGAUUGGCACCAACAUACAGGACGCUAUCGAGGGAAUCCAGGCUGACAGAACGAAUGUGUUUGUUCUGGUACUUCACCAUACCAACAAGGAUAAUCUAUCGUCUCUUACUCCCACAAGUCUCCGCGUUACCGGAAGUGAGUUACGGAAGCUAGGCGGGAUCAUUGAUAUGGCGUUCAGCAGUGACAGCGGGCUGUACGAAUGUGACCUCAACAAUAAUGCUGCUGAAAAGAUCACUUCGAUUAUGAGGAAGUAUAUGACAGUAUAAUGUAUUAACUAUGUGUUUCAGUAAUUCAUAUCAACUGGUUUUGAUAUUCAUUGAUGUUAGAAUUGCAUAGCAAAGAUAAGUUGGACAAGGAACUACGACAGUAUGACCGUCAGUAAGAUAAUAUAGUAGGCCAGUAUAAAAUCAAACGUUAGUGUGCAGGUGUUAUUUUGUAGUGGUUACGUACGGUAUUAUACAAGCAUUAUUCCAACAUUCGGACGAAAGAGUCGCGAUAUUUCUAAAGGGUAGACUGAUUUUGGGUAUCUGAUGAUCUCCAGAUUUUCUCCGAUCUCACAGGAUGUGUUAAUAGCUUCCCCUACAGUGUAUGCACAGUAGAGUAUUAGUUGAAUGUUGGCGCAAAGUAGUUUAUGUCAUUUAAACAUUUUGUUUCCUUUUGAUUAUAGAUAAAGAAAAAACCUAUUUAUUUUUAUUUUAAAAAAAAUAAAAAAUUAAGUAGAAAUUAGAUUUUACUCGUUUACACCCGCCCAUUGACGGUGCCCAUUCAAUAGUUAUAUUAUUCAACGGGAAAACAUCGGAAACCGACUGAAAACAGCCUCAGUCAUUUAUAAUACAUGUUAUACAACUGAGGAAACAUAUACGAUGUACUGUGGUUUGUAUCGUUAGCAGUAUUCGCUAUUUAUAGCAGAUUUUUGAAUUUUAUAAUAUAAUGUUUUAUUGCUGUUAUUAUCUAAAGCAUCAAACAAUAUUUAUUCCUUACCAAUGUUUGUAGCACUGUUAUUUUUUACUCCGUUUUCUUGUCAUUUCUAGUCGCUCCUAGGAAAAGCUUUUGUCUACCUCUCAUGUUGUCCCUAAAUUGUUAUACAUAUUUAACCCAAGUUUGAAUUUAAGCGUUUAUUAAUUAGACUGACAAUACACAAUGAUGUGUUUUAUAAGCUGGUUCAUUUAUAUCUUGGCUCUUGUGCCCUUUACGUACAGUUUCUUUUAAAAGUGUUUUUUUAGGAGUGCUUGUUUAUUUUGAUUUAAACUGUUAAAUAUUGUUGUUAAGAAUACCAUUCAUGCUUGGACUGGGGGCAAACACAAGGAUAUGUGUUAACAAAAUAAUUUUACACAUUUUCUCGCCUUCGACCAAAUACAGAAUGCAUGUUAAUAAAACAACAGCCAGAUGAUUCUAAGAGGUGUUAAAUGUCUAGCUUUAAAGUUUGAAAUAAAGUUAUUUUAUUCUGAUAAUGUAAUACAAUUCACAUGUACUCUAACCUGAUCAUCGCCGUGUAAUGUAUUUUUGUCAAACAGAUAGAAAUGUUACACAGAUGCUAUAUACGAUUAGACGAUUAUUGUGUUGUUGUUCUGAAAUACAUACGUGGAGACGAGCACAAAAAGCCUUUAUUCUAAGUCGUAUCAAGUGAUAUAUAUUCAUAUAGAAAAUGAGACACGAAGGAAGACAAUUUUAUGGAUCGUGCCCUGUCCGGACCUCUAAUAAGUCGUGAAAUAUCCGCAGCCCCAACUUUGCGAGCCAAGGGUGUUCAAUACGAUACUCUCCUAUUGAAUAGGAGAGUAUCGUAUUGAACACCCUUGGCUCGCGAAGUUGCCGCAGCCCAUACCACUGCACGAACUCGAAAACAGAGUUUCGAUGAUACAGUUGUCAACAGCCUGACUCUCGACAUGGCAACAGUGACAAAUCGUCUAUUGAUGAUACGAGUUUGCGAAUCUCAAUGUAUAGCUAUACACAUGGACACGAAUUGUACAUUGUUACAUAUUAUUAUUAUUAUUACGACAGGUAGUUAUAACCUCUCAAAAUUAUACUGUGUCUGAUAUGUAAGGAUAUCUGUAUAAUCUGUAUCUGUGCAUUAAAAUGUAUUGCUAUAUCUGCAUUUUGGUGCUGUAGGUUGUGAGUUUCAGGCCCGAUCAGGGCACGAGUAAAGAAAUGUUUUUUUCUGCAUCACUUUUAAUCACUUAAGUUUUUUUAAGAACGAUUUUUGAUAAGCAAGAAAGUUGUGGCAUACGAUUAUGCUUGCUACAACAUUGGUAUAAUACAGUAUAUAUACAAUUCUUUCUCCUCUUCAAAACAUGGAACUGCUGUGAUAUUGUGUUAUAUUGAGAAGUUGUUCACCUGGAAUGUUAAAAGUAUUACACAUUGUUAAAGAAGGUUGUGGAUAUGUUCUUCAAAAUAAAGCUUAUUUAAAUCACAAAAAUGUGUAUAUUUUUUUUAAUACUUGCAAUACCUAAAUUUGGCAGGAAACAGCUUUUAUUAUGUUACAGUUUCUUGGUUAUUUUUAUAUCUCCUCAACCUGUCAUUGUCUUUUUUAUCGCCGAAGGCUUAAAUGACAUUUCGUGUCCGGAUCCGUCUGUCAUCGUCUUUCAAUCGCCGCCGUCAAGUGUCUUCCGUAAACGUUUCCGAUCUCUGUCUUAAAAUAUAAGCAACAAAAUAUCAAACAAGGAAAGGAUGUACAUAAGGGUAAUUCAGCGUUUUACAUACGACAGAAUAGAGUAAUAUCUGACCUUUAUAUGGGGAUUAAAUACAGGACAAUUUAUACAAACUUUAGUCAAUUUUUCCCAGGUGUCCCCUGCAGAAAUGACCAAUAAAUAUUAAAACAAAUGUAUUUUAAAAUGAUAAACAACGGCGAGUGGAUUUAUUUUAGGAUUAACCUUUUAUUUAGUUUAGUUUAUGAGAUAAUAAAUCCAAUAGAGCACGAAGGUAAUUUGCGUAAACACAAAGCGUUUACAAACAAUUUACCGACUGCUCCAAAGCGAACAGUUGGCAAGCGAAGAUGGAAUUUUUCCUGAAAAUGUGUUUUCUCCUGAUCACAAAAAUUAUUUAGAACUUUUUACCCCUUUCUACUUUCCUCCUUGAUUUUGUUCUUAAGAUAAUACCAUUUGUUUUCAUUUCCCUGAAUAAUUCCAAUUCAUUUUAAAUUCCCAAUUAGGUCUAAUUAUCUAUUCUCUCUCUGCUUUUUGUAGUAUUUCUAUUCUGGAUUUUGAUUCUUUUCCUUCUUGAUCCCUUUCCUAUUUUCUUUGCAGAAUAAGCAAUAAUCUUUUCCCCUUAUUGUAAAUUUUAUCGUCUCCCAUAAUAAAGAGUCACUUAUAUUAAAUGUUAAUAAUUCCCUGUCGGCUACUUCAGGAUUUUCUGCAUAUGCAUAUAGAUAUCCUUUUAUUAACUUUGCAUAUUCUUUAUCUCUCAAUAAGCUAUUAUUAAAUUUCCUUGUUCCCUUAUUACCCCUUACUUGUUUGGUGAAUCUAAUUACUUUUGAUAUUUGACAAUGGUCAGAUCUGUAGAUAAUACCUAUCCCACUCUUAAUAAUAUGUGUAGCCAAAUCUGAAUAUAGGUGUAUAUCUGGAUUUUGCUCUCGCCAAAUAUUUAUGAUAUCGAAACUAUCCUUAAUAUCUAUGAUUUUAUCGUGAUAUAUUACAUAGUCUCUACUUAAAUAAUUGUUUGUAUCUUUAACAGAGUUUUGUGGCGCGUUCCAGUCCCCACCUAUAAUGAUAGAUGUGUUCUUACAUAAUUCAAGUUGAUGAGAAAGUUGAUUAUAAAAGUUAACAUCUGUACAAGUUGGCCCAUAUACAGUUACUUAUAUCAAGUUCUUAUCACAUGAAAUUAAGGUUUUAUAACCUUGCAACGCCGACAUUAUAUAAUGAUUUUCCAUAAAAGAAUAAAUGUUAUAAGCGUAUGCUUUCUUUUCCUCCAUCAAAUUGCGUCUCGAAUGAUCCUCCGAAACUCACACCACCGUGUGAUUACUGUAUUUUAAAAAUGUUAAGCAAGUGUUAGUUCUCUAUGAGGGUUUACUUUGACUUAAUAUAAGAACGAACUGAAAUCUUAGCUCAUCGUUUUAUAGUUAUUGGAUUCGUAAUAUAUCAUAAUUCCUGUAUAUUAUAGUAUAAUAUUUGUACUAGGCCAAUAGGCCAAUAGAUUGUCAAUUAUGACCGAAAAUACACAACUUGCGAAGUAAUUAUCAGUCAUCAGGUUAUUGAAUAAUUCUAUGAAAUUACGCAAUGUUACCUAAAGGCGAAUGAUCUAUAUAUAAAUUCACGGAUGUCCCAAAUGUAACUUGUUCAUGCGUUUGUAUGCCUCUUUCAAUCCUAACUGGAAUGUUAUUAUUAUGUUUCUCAGUUAUUCUACUUCUACUCUAUCAGGCUGGCGAUAUCGAAAAACAUCUGGGUUCUUCCACCUUCAGUCUAUUCAUUGAAUCCUUUAAUACUACCAAUACUGUCCAAUCUAACGUCACAUUUACUGAUUUGUACGAGCUAUCAUUCGCUCACUUAAAUUUACAAAACACUCUACCAAAGUUAUGUCCACUCGUAGCGAACUUAGUCAUCGUAGCAUUUUGUUUUCACCGAAACUUGGUUAUCUGAAAACAACAUGAAUACCGAUAUAGAACUUCCCAGCUAUCAAAAAUAAAAUUUACUGUUGAUCGACUCUCGCUUCAAACUAUGUAUUGUACGACCAGUCCUAUAUUUCCGUUGAUUUAAAGAAACAAAUAGAACAAAGUAAUACAGAAACAUUCAGAAUUGUAACUGGGGUUUCUUAAGUGUCCAGUAUAAACAAACGAUCCAUUGAAGUAAAAUGAAGUACACAAACUGAAAUGGUAAAUAAUAUAACUCGUGAAUAUCUGUCCAACCUUAUCAAACUCCAAACACCAGACAGCAGAUACCCAUAGGCAAAGUACUAGACAACCAAACAUUUAUCAUCUCUCCGUUGUAAAACUAGUUACAAUAUGUCAUCCUUUCUACUUACCACUCUAUCAUCUUGGAAUAAUAUACGAUUUAAUAUUAGAAAAAAACACCUUUACCACACUUCAAGAAAUACCCUGAAAAAGAUGCACGACCGUACCCUCCUUCUUACUACUAUUCUGGAUAAAGAAUUGCUCGAAUAUACCAUAGCAGACUAAGGCAAUUAUGUAGCAAACCAAAUGACCACAUAUUUAAAAGAAAACUAGUAAUGUUAGUCCACUAUGUACAUGCGGAAAAAUAGAGGAUAUUACCCAUUAUUUACGCAUGUGUCCGAAGUAUAAUAAUUUCCUUAUUAUCACUAACCCACAACACCACAACUAAUUUGGUAUUGUAUAGUGAUAUACAUUUACCAGAAGCAGCUAAUAUUAAUAUCUUUGCAUAUGUACAGAAUUAUAGAAUGCAUAGCAAGCUGUUUAACUGAAAAUAUAUGAUAAUCAGUAUGUAUUUAUCAUAAUUUGUGUAAUAGAGUAAUAGGUGUGGAAAUCCUAUUAUGAACAAGUUGCACAAAUGCGUGCCUCAAAUUAUACAUAACUUUGUUAAUGCAUAGACGUACAUCACUCCUAGGCGUCAGGUCAUCGAUAACUGUUACAUUGUCUACAUGUCCUAAAUAUAUUUCUGCCAUUCUACGAAAUUCAUUUAUGAAUGUGCAUUAGCACUUACUUUCAAUAUGAUUUAAUGAGUAUCUAACAUAUCGGACAUUUUAUAAAUGCAUUGUACUUGUUAACUAAUCGUUGCUGACUAUGUAUUGAAAAUAUAAUGUAUUGUACAUUACCAGAAAUAAAUACUUUUCAAACUAACAAUCAUAGGUACAGUGCCGCUGAUUUUCGCUCUUUUUUCUUAUCAGCAGGAUAAAACUAGUUUUUUUCCUUCUUCUUACAUAGCAAAAGUGAUAUACUCAGGGUGUGAAACUUGUAAAAGAUAUAAAACAAAUUUUUAUUUUUUUUUUAUUUUCCGACGUGCCGCAAGUUAUUCGAUGAUUUACAUGAUGUCGUGCAUAUCCUAACGGGCCCCUUAAAAAGAUAAUUUUCUUGUCGAAUUUUGGCACCAUCCUUCUGCUAUCACGAUCAUUAUUUGCUAAUGCUACUUCAUAAAGUGAUUCGGUUCUCUUAAUAUCUCGUGAAUUCACUUAUGUCCAACAAUAACGUAAACCGAUGGCUUCUACCCUGCGCCUGCUGGGAUAAUUAAGUUCAGGAAAAAGCUUCGCGCUUAUACUUGACAUAAAUAUGAGUCGUUUGAAUUUUCAAUCUUUUCAAACCAUUCAACCUAUAAUAGUUAUGAACUUUUAUGACUUCAGCUUUUAACGCAGUAUUUCUGACAGAUUGCAGCACGUUAAAAUUUAAGUAAUACAUAUCGUUGUACUAUAUGUUCUUAUGCUAUGUAAAGGAAACACACACAAGAUUAGAUCCUGAAUUUCUUUUUACAGUCACAACUUAAAGGAAGAGUUACUCAGUUUUAUUUUAGACACAAAGACGUUUAAUAGCGACGAAUCGUAAC
Molecule: messenger RNA, 8064 nt
Organism: Mizuhopecten yessoensis (Yesso scallop)
Lineage: Eukaryota; Metazoa; Mollusca; Bivalvia; Pectinida; Pectinidae
Product: paramyosin-like
Exons: 9
Coding region: 316-1890 (524 amino acids)
Biological process (GO): mitotic sister chromatid cohesion
Molecular function (GO): double-stranded DNA binding; cohesin loader activity
Source: RefSeq, a predicted model, not a curated record